GAAAAAGAACUGCAAAGUGCAAAGGAGUAUCAAAUUACAUCAAAUCGAUUUGUUCUUUCACAAAAACCAAUUUUGAUAUCAUCAUCAUCAUCAUCACACAUUCAAAUAUUCAAUAUGAUCAUCUCAUUGAAGCAAGCAAUUUCAACAACCCCUAAAUGCAGUUCCAAAAUCACCGAUCACAGAACAAAUUCUCCAACAAAAUCCCUCAUUUUUUCCACACCCAAAAUCAAGAAACUCUCAAUUGUUACAAAUUCAAAACCUUUGCAUGUUUCUUCACUUCAAUCUUUUGGGCCAUUGAGAAAGUUUGAAUCUUGUAAGGCAUAUGAAGCUGGUGGGGAUGUUGUGGAGAAUACUGAAGCUGCAAAAAGGGUGAAAAUUGGGUUUUAUUUUGCAACAUGGUGGUUCUUGAAUGUGAUUUUUAAUAUUUAUAAUAAGAAGGUUUUGAAUGCUUUUCCUUACCCUUGGUUGACUUCUACUUUGUCUCUUGCUGCUGGAUCAGCUAUUAUGUUGGUUUCUUGGGCUUCUAAAGUGGCUGAACCACCCAAUACUGAUGUUGAGUUCUGGAAAGCUUUGUUCCCUGUUGCAUUGGCACAUACAAUUGGUCAUGUAGCAGCAACUGUAAGCAUGUCUAAAGUUGCAGUUUCUUUCACACACAUAAUCAAAAGUGGUGAGCCUGCUUUUAGUGUGUUGGUUUCAAGAUUCAUAUUAGGUGAAACGUUCCCAACGUCGGUUUACCUGUCUCUUUUACCAAUCAUUGGUGGUUGUGGUCUUGCCGCCCUUACCGAACUCAAUUUCAACAUGACCGGUUUUAUGGGGGCUAUGAUAUCCAAUUUGGCGUUUGUGUUUCGAAAUAUAUUUUCUAAAAGAGGCAUGAAGGGAAAAUCUGUUAGUGGGAUGAACUAUUAUGCUUGUUUAUCAAUGUUAUCACUUUUGAUCCUCACACCAUUUGCAAUUGCGGUUGAAGGCCCAAAAAUGUGGGCCGCUGGAUGGCAAAACGCUGUUACUGAAAUCGGGCCCCAUUUUAUAUGGUGGGUGGCGGCCCAAAGUAUCUUCUAUCAUUUAUACAAUCAAGUUUCAUACAUGUCACUUGAUGAAAUUUCUCCCUUGACAUUUAGUAUUGGGAAUACGAUGAAACGUAUAUCUGUUAUUGUUUCAUCUAUCAUCAUUUUCCAUACGCCUGUGCAACCGAUUAAUGCUCUUGGAGCUGCAAUCGCUAUUUUUGGAACUUUCUUGUAUUCUCAGUCGAAGCAGUGAAGAUCAAAGAUGAAAGAUUGAAGAAUACAAGGUUGUAGUGUUGAUAGUGAUAUGAUCUUCAUCCAUGAUUGCAGAACAAGGUGAGAUAGCAGCAGCUUGUAGAUAAUAAAAAUGGAUGGGUAGUUAUUUAUUAUUUUGAUUUUCUAUAGAAAGGAUUAGACUUUUUUGCCCCCAGGCUUUUGGGUGGUAAGUGAAGUGAGUUUUGGUAUUCUUUUCAAUAAACAUCGGCUAAUUUGGUAUUA
Helianthus annuus (common sunflower) is the source of this 1496-nucleotide messenger RNA. RefSeq names its product glucose-6-phosphate/phosphate translocator 1, chloroplastic. The transcript has 5 exons. NCBI's taxonomy places the organism in Eukaryota, Viridiplantae, Streptophyta, Magnoliopsida, Asterales, Asteraceae. Bases 115 to 1254 code for a protein of 379 amino acids. Gene Ontology annotation, biological process: transmembrane transport. The record is from RefSeq and is a predicted model, not a curated record. Gene Ontology annotation, molecular function: antiporter activity; phosphoglycerate transmembrane transporter activity; triose-phosphate transmembrane transporter activity. Gene Ontology annotation, cellular component: membrane; Golgi apparatus.